Molecule: messenger RNA, 2936 nt
Organism: Malaclemys terrapin pileata
Lineage: Eukaryota; Metazoa; Chordata; Testudines; Emydidae
Gene: HEXIM1
Product: HEXIM P-TEFb complex subunit 1
Exons: 1
Coding region: 312-1232 (306 amino acids)
Biological process (GO): negative regulation of transcription by RNA polymerase II; negative regulation of cyclin-dependent protein serine/threonine kinase activity
Cellular component (GO): cytoplasm; nucleus; nucleoplasm
Molecular function (GO): 7SK snRNA binding; cyclin-dependent protein serine/threonine kinase inhibitor activity
Source: RefSeq, a predicted model, not a curated record
AGGGUGCGGGAGGCGGAGCCCCGGGAAAGGCGGGGCUGGGCGGCCGAGGAGGAGGCUGGACCUGAGAUGAGUGUGCCAGGUCUCGGCGCAGCAGCCAGGCAGCGGCCCGCUCCGGGGCGGGACCAGAGGCGUUAACCCCUUCGUGGCCGCGGACACAUUAACCCCUUGGGGCCUGGCGCGGACUGAACUCGGCUUGGCGGCUGCCCGCUCCCGAUGCGCCGGGCGGAGAGCGCCCGCCCCUGAGCCGCUGGGGCACGAGACCCGCCUGAGGCGCUGAGCCCCGGCCCGCGAGCAGCAGGAGCGGCCGGGCCAUGGCUGACCCCCUGCUCGCCGAGCGCCCGCAGCCGCCGCCCGGCCAGAGCUCGGCCGCGGAGCCCGGCCCGGCCCGGAGGGGGGCAGCGGGAGGAGCCGAGCCGCAGGCUGGCGGCCCGCGGGCGGCGGAGAGCGCGUGUCGGGCUUGCCCGCCCGCCGGGGCCGGCCAGGCCCGGGGCCGCCCGGAGGGAGGCGAAUGGGCCGCCGGGGAGGGGCCGCCUGCCGCGGAUGGACAAAGCGAUGCCGGGGGCGAGGAGGAAUGGCGGCAGCCGCAGCUGGGCAAGAAGAAGCACCGGCGGCGCCCCUCCAAGAAGAAGCGGCACUGGAAGCCCUACUACAAGCUCACCUGGGAGGAGAAGAAGUUGUUUGAUGAGAAGCAAAGCCAGCGGGCUUCCAGGCUCCGGGCGGAGAUGUUCGCCAAGGGGCAGCCCGUGGCUCCGUACAACACCACCCAGUUCCUGAUGGAGGAUCAUGAUCAGGAGGAGCCGGAUCUGAAGACUGGCCUGUACCCCAAGAAGGCUGCGGCCAAGUCAGAUGAUACCAGCGAGGAGGACUUCCUGGAGGAGGCGGCAGACGAGGACGGGGGCAGCGACGGGAUGGGAGGCGACGGCAGUGAGUUUCUCCAGAGGGAUUUCUCCGAGACUUACGAGAGAUACCAUGUGGAGAGCCUGCAGAACAUGAGCAAGCAGGAGCUGAUCAAGGAGUACUUGGAGCUGGAAAAAUGCCUUUCCAGGAUGGAAGAUGAGAACAACCGGCUGAGGAUGGAAAGCAAAAAAUAUGGGGGGGACUCUGCAGAGGAUCCUAGGGUAAGAGAACUAGAGCUGGAACUGGACAGGUUGAGAGCUGAGAACCUGAAGCUGUUGAAAGAGAAUGAACUUCACAGACAACAGGAGAAAUCUCUUUCCAAGUUUGGAGAGUGAAACUUUAGGGGGGUGGGUGGGGGUGGGACUUUUUACAUUGAUGGAAUGUAACAUUAUAUACAUGUGUAUAUAAAAGACAGUGGAUCCUUUUUAUGAUGCAUAAUCAGAAUAAACCACAGCCUUGUAUUGUUUUUGAAGCUAUAGCUAUAGUGUAGUGUGUGUUCUGUUAACUAUGUGCAACUGAGAAUUCCCCCCCUUAAGAUAAAUGUGACUCAAGGGGAGGGGUGUGUCUGUUUGAUGUGCAAGUAAAUUUGACUCAACUUAUGAUGCAUUUUAUGUUUAAACCAAAAGGGGGAAAAUCCAGGGGGAGGGGGGGAAAACCCUAGGGAAUUGUAAAUCGGCCAAAUUCUGAAACAAUAAAAUUCAUUAUAGAGUUCUAAUAAAUUUAAUUACUUGUAAAUGUAACAGUUUCAGUGUGAUUUCUAGAAGAAUAUUCAAAAUAGCAUUCUCCUAGGUGGGAAUAUGUUUUGAAUAAUGAUUCGAGUGAUUUGUAUUUUUAAAUGGCUUAUAUUGCCUAAUAUAAAAUCAACAGAACUAAAGCUUAGACUUAAUUCUUUUGCAUCUCUGCUCCCUGCAGCUCACAGAACUUCCUAUUUCCAAUUCUAAAACACUAACGCUCUAAUGUAAGUGGGUUCAUAAGCCCAUUUUGUGUUCUGGUGGCUUAGCAAAUAUUUUUGCUGUAACAAAAGUAAAUGCAGCUGGGUUGGUGGGCAAGUGGUCAGUUCUAUACUUCUACUUUAUCAUGUUUUUGUAGUAGUCAUUCACUUAUUCUAACAAAUUACACUAAUGUUGGCCUGCCUUAAGUUUCAAGGAUAGUUCUGAAUUUCUAAUCUCAUCUGUCUAGAGCUGCUAAGAACCUAAAUAAGCACUGCCUACAACAUUUGUGUUUAGAGGCACCUUGAUUUUUUUAAUAUACUUUAAACUGCAGAACAGAAAUCUGAUUCUUUAAUAAAUGCUUAGUAAAAUUGUGCAAUAACCUUUAGGAGUUUUAAUGUACAGAAAUGUGACCCAUAAGUGAUGGGGAUAAUACAAUUUUUCACUGACCUACCUUAUCUUAAAACCUAUUUUUCUAAUAAUGAGAAUAAAAGCAAGCUACAGGGGAGAAAAAAGAUCUGUAUUCUCUCCCAACCACUCUGUAUAGUGGAGUGUGGUGUCAAUUUUCCCUUCUGCUGAAAAUUUUGCACUUUUAUGUAAUUGCAGAGGGUCAGACUCAGGACAUUCUCUCAGUGCAUAGAGGAGUGAGAUCUCCUUCACCCUAAAAGACAACCUGGUGUGGAUAGUAGUAAAGCCAUAACUAGUAGCCAUUUAAACACAUGCAAUUUUCAAUUCAUCAACCUAAUACUGAGUGUGACUAUUUCUACUAAUUUUGAUACUAGCCUGUAUGUACAGUUUACCAACCCUAUCUAGUCAGUGUCUGAGCAGCAACUAGGCUUAAACUACAAUAUGCAAGUGGAGCAAAUUAGAUUCACCAGCUAAAGGCAAUUACAGCUGGGAUGGGCAGCACAAGUAAUCCACAUUUCAAAUAGAAAUUGUACAAAUUAGUCCAGCUGGCCAUGCAAUGACCUAGGGCCUCCACUAUUAAGGAUCAAGAUGGAUUUUAACUACAUGUUCCUGGCAGAAAUUCUGCUUUAAGGCAUGUAUUGCUAUCAAUUCUUCUUUUUGAAAGAAAAACAGAAAAUAUUAAAGAUCUAUUUGUGAUAAAUA